AUGGAAGAAUCAUGGAAACAAAGAAAUUUUCGACGAUUAACUUUGGAAGCCCAGUCUGAAUGUAUAAAAAUGAAGCAAGAAUUCAAUCAAAAAAUUCUUCAACUGGAAGCCAAACUAAAAGUUAGUCAAAGUGAAUUAGAAUCCGUGAAAGCCAAACAAGCCGGUGAACAAGCUGCAUUAAAAACAGCAUUAAUGCGUGGUGUCUGUGCAUUGAAUAUGGAAACAAUGGCUGUAUUCAAUGAAACGUUACCAAAUUUGAAUAAAGAACAAAUGAAUAAAAAAUUGACUAUUGACCCGCAUAUUUUAAACGAACAUCAUCAUUCUAUAGAUGAUAAUUUACAAUUAGAUCAGCUGACAUCAACGAAAUCAAACGGUUACCAUUUAGACAGAUCUAUUCAUAAUCAAUCAGAGAAAAUGAUUUUCAACAUACAAACUGAUCAACUUGUACAAACCACUCCUCAAAGUACUACUGAAUUCUAUGAUCGAAACAGACCGAAUUCUAUGGAAGAAUGGCCAAGAGAUACAUUGCGUAAUUUAGAACCAUCUUAUGGUAUUGAUAUGAUUAGAAAAGGUAACAACUAUACAAAACCGUUAAGUCAUUCCACAGAAAUUUGCGAACGUUGGUUAAGUCAUCAUCAAAGUGAUUACCGUGAGAAUGAUUCACUGAAUUUAUCUGGUGUACUGACCUGUAAAACACCCGAUCGUCAUUUACAAACUAAUCAAAGUUUAUCCGAUCAAAAUGAAUUAGAACGCGACAAUUAUGUGGAACAUCGAUCAUUGCCAAACAAGGAUCUAGCCCCCAGCCGAAAUUACAUCAACAUACACUCUACCAAGACGAAACAUGAAAGAGCCGAUCGCAACUUAUAUGAUGGCAAAACGCAUACAUCAGUAGAAAAUGCGAAAAAAAUGUUAAGUUCACGCAAUUCAUCAAAUCGUGUUUGUUUUACAACAAAACAACAAAAGUUUUCAUUAUAUCCAAGACCACAAACUGUAGAGCAUGGAAUACCUACUGGAAACUGUCCCAGUGGUUCAACAAUUAUGGCGAAUAUCUUAGUUCAUCGACAUGAAACUAGUAAUCAGAUAAAUUCAACAGAAAAUAUGGAUGAUAAUACAACACAAAGGCAUACAAUUCAUUCAAAAGGAAUUCAUUAUACUACACAUUGUCAGCAUAAUUUUUCUUCAACACAACCACGUUUAUAUUCUGAUUUCUAUUCACAUAGAUAA
Molecule: messenger RNA, 1224 nt
Organism: Schistosoma turkestanicum
Lineage: Eukaryota; Metazoa; Platyhelminthes; Trematoda; Strigeidida; Schistosomatidae
Source: the annotation of a GenBank genome assembly